Dendronephthya gigantea is the source of this 1121-nucleotide messenger RNA. RefSeq lists its product as uncharacterized. The transcript has 5 exons. The record is from RefSeq and is a predicted model, not a curated record. Lineage: Eukaryota; Metazoa; Cnidaria; Anthozoa; Malacalcyonacea; Nephtheidae. The coding region runs from base 159 to 1121 and encodes 320 amino acids. Gene Ontology annotation, molecular function: oligosaccharide binding.
UGCAGAGCAGGUGUUUUCUUUGAGGGAGAUAUCGUUUCCGUUUAGAGGAAACUGCAAGUGUAGUUUUCUUGUUGAGCAAGCGUUUCCAAAGCAUAACAUAAUGGAUAACAAUUCAUCACCAUUAUAGCUACUUUUACGCGGAAGGGAUUUCAACCGAAAUGUUGACUUUUGCCGUAUUGUUAUUGGUGAUUUCAUUAAUCUUAGACGUGCAACAACUUUGUGCGACGAAGGACGGCAAAGCAUGUGCACGGAGGGAAUUUAAGGGUAUCAGUGAGGGAAACCAAGCACUGCAUCCAUCGAAUCUUAUCUCAAAUCAUACCAUCCAUCUUUUGGGAGAGUGUCACAUUCUCUGUAUUAAUCAAGACAAUUGCUAUGGUUACAACUACAGAGUGAGACCAAGCAACCUUUAUACAGCAAACUGUCAGUUGAGCAACAGCACGUUGAAAAUGAACGAAACAAAAAUGAAGAAUGGGCCAUGGAUUUUUUACGAAGACAUUUUGGUCACCGCCACCGGAGGCCUCACUAGUUGUCUGGACAUCAAAAAGAAAGGCUUAAGUCAUGGAGACGGAGAAUAUUUUAUUGAUCCAGACGGAGAUGGGGCUGGUAAACCAUUUCAAGUAUACUGUGAUAUGAGCUCGUUCGGUGGAGGAUGGACAAUGUGUUACACGACGGACAGUCAUGUUAAUAUCAAAACUGAACUUCUCACCACACCUGCUCUUGGCUAUCGUGCAGAUUGUAAUAACAUAUUGUUUACAGGGGUGAUGUUUGUGGAUGAAGCGUCAAAACAAAAGGCAGCCUUCACGAAUGGAGGCUCACCUGUGACAUUUACCGGCAAUUAUGAUAAGGAUGCAAAUGCUUAUGGCUUGUGGACGGCGCAAGGUGUGGCCACAACACAGUACAAAUACCAAAUGUUGAUAUGUGACACAACGUUCUACAAGGGACUGCACUUCUCCGGGUUCACCUCAAACUGCUACAAAAAGUGUGAUAGCUGGUGCGGUGAUACGUCCUCAACGUAUUUUCGGACGUCUACUGUCUCAGACCAGCAUUAUAACGGUGUUGCAUUAAUGAAAAAGGCCACUACCCAAAAACCAAAACGGCUCAUCAGUGUAGGAAUCCGUUGA